AGCAGGUGUAGAGAGGUCAGCCAGGAGGGAAGGAGAGAGAACUGUUGGUUAUCAGGCAUCUGGUAGGUGCCAGCCUGGAUCAUGUGCCUGGUAGAUACACCUCUGAAGAAGGUCACGUGGCCCUACUUCACUCCUGAGGGACAGGAGUCAUUGGCUCAACCACACCCACUAAGACUCUAGGACAGGACUGAGUGCCCUUCAGCCCUACCCCCACUUUCCGAGGUUUGGGGUGCAGAAAGGCAUUCUGGCCGUCCGGGGACUGUGUAAAGGGCUGUGCCCUGAUUUGGUAAUCAGGGCCCCGGAGUGGAUCUUCGGUGCACUAACUUGGUUCCUUCUGCCCCUCUGUGACUCGGUCACAUGAUCAGAGGGUGGCUCUGGCUGCAGGCCCUCCCUCCUCUCUGUACCACACCCAAGCUGCCUGUUUGCUCCCGUCCGCAUCCUGCACACCCAAACAGGAAAAUUGUGAGUGAGAGUGUGUGCGAGGUACCCCCGGCAGGUGGAAGCAUUGACUUGCCAAGGCUCCCUGGAAAAAGGGCAAGUCAGUUCAGAUGUUUUUCUGUCCCACGUAACUCAGCUCCCAUCUCCUCAUCACGUCUCCCCCCCGAAGCACGCAUUUCAGUCCCAGAAGCCAAGACCCGGGCUCCACCCUAGCCACAGCACAUAAAGAGGAAUGGAAAUUAAUCAUCACGUCUUGCCAAGUAAACAGCUCAAGCGUUUAACGUCUGAGUGUGGGUAGAAGUCCACGGGACAUAUGGCAGUUACUCAGCCCCCUGUCAGCCAUGGCCUCUGAGUUACAGACAUAUUUAAAGCAGGUCUUGCAGUGCUCUGGGCCCACCUGGGUCACAGAUUGUUUCUCAGAACCCUUUCUCAUACUAGUAGCUAAGGUUUGCUGAGUGCAUGACAGGCAGAAGGGUGUUGCCCUUCUGUGUGAUCCAGUGAAGGAGGAACAGAUACAGUCCCCAUGUCACCAAGGAAAAGAGGAAGAAAGGGUCUCGUCGGAAGUCCUAGGCCAUUGGGUGGCAAAGCCUUGGAAGCAGGCAUAUCCCCUGAGUUCAUCCAACCCCUCCACCUACGGCUUUGCUCAUUUCAUAAUCCUGACCCAGCACAGCCUGCCCACAGUAGGGCUGCAUCAGCGACCUUUGGAAUCACAUGUUGUUGUCCUUUGGUCACAGUUGUAUCCUCGUUUGGGAAUCACCGGCUCUAAUUUUGUUCUUCCACAAGUGUGUUAGUCUCUUUAGCCCAAAAUUUCUCUGCCUUAACACCGUUUUGUUUCUGUUUUGCAUUAGUUUUGGAGACUGUCUGGGCCAUGGUAGGUUUUCAUCAACAUCCCUAUCUCUGGCCUUUUACCCAUGAGAUUCCAGAAGCACCCCCACCAAGAAUGACAACCAAAAGUAUGUCCACAGGCAUUCACUGGAGCGCUGGGGUGGAAGGACAGACAGCCCCCAGGUUGAGAACCAUUGUCUUAGCUUAAAGUGCAGAAGUUCUAUGGUGGCAGGGUUACAUUGCAGCGGAAUAAAUUACAGCCCUGCACGUCUGAGUUUGUGGGGUCCUUGAAAAGUAAGAGACAACCUUGUCAGUGGGCAAGAGGGUUCCAGACCAGUGGAGGAACAGGACUAAGGUCAUGAGACAGCCCAGAAACCAGCCAAAGAGCCCCCAGUACCCGCUGUGUGUAAUAAGUCUUUCUCUGUCCUGCCAGCCAGCUCCCAAAUAAUGACACAGAGACUUAUUAUUUAUGAAAGCUUGGCCUUUGGCUUAGGAUUGUCUCAAUUAACCCAGUUAUAUUAAUCUAUGUUCUGCCAUGUGGUAUUACCUCUCUUCCAUCUUGCACCUCCUGUUUCCUCCCUGUGUCUGGCUGGUGACUCUGCCUUUUUUCUUCCCAGAGUCCUCUCUGUCCCCGGAAGUCCUGCCUAACCUCUUCCUGCCUAGCUAUUGGCCAUUCAGCUCUUUAUUAAACCAAUCAGAAAGCGCCUUAGCAAAGACACAUCUUCACAGUGUAAACAAAUAGUCUGCAACAGCUGUGGUUGGACCUGUGGACAGGUUUAGGCAUCGCCAUAGAGGUCCAGGAGUGGGCUGCUGCCUGGGAUGGGGUGGCUGCGGUGUGUGGGGCCAGCUGUGGUGCCGCUCUGUGUUUGAGGUUGGUUCUUUUAGGGGAGCCCAGCUGUCCUGGAGGAGGAGCCUCGGCUGAGAAUGGGGUGGGGCCAGACCAAGCAGUGUCUACUGGCCCCACAAAACACCCACCUCAGCAGAGUCUACCCCUGCCCAGCCAAGGACUUGAUAUUAUUCCUGAGACUGAUCUUGUCCACUGCGCACAGUGGGUGUCAUUCACUUGAUCCCUACAGUUUCUUAUUCCGAGCCUCCAGAAGCCGAGGCCUCUUUCUGGCUAAGUCUGAGACCCGUGCCCAGUUAGUUACUCAUGUGUCUGAGUGACAUUCACUUUUUCCAGGGGCCUUGCCCUCUUUAUUUGGCAGCUAAUCCCUCCCAGUGACUCCUGAUCUUUGUGCUAUGGUGAUAUUGCUCCUAACUAACUGAGCUAAAUUAGAAAGCCCUAACCUAAAAAGGCCCUGAGAACAGGAUGGGGGCCAGGAAGCUGGGGCCCUUCACUUCCCAGCCUCAGCCACUAGAGGGCAGGCGUGGAUUCCAGUUGGAGCCUGGCCUCAGGCAGUUUUGUGGCAGCUGGGCCUCCCGGAGGAGGCACCUUUCUGAACCCUGGAGGAGGGCACUGAUGGCCAGCUGGACCCAGAAUUCUGCCUGUAGAGGAGGCUCAGGAAGGAGCUUGGGUCUGCACAGAGCAGCUUCGGGGGUGAGGCAGCAGAGGACGGUGAGGUGGGCAAGGAACAUCGUGAAAGGCAUGAGGGAGCUCCGGGAGAUUCUGAGGACUGUGGAGACCAAAGCGACGCAGAACUUCAAAGUGGUGGCGGCCAAGCACCUGGCAGGGGUUCUGCUGCAUUCCCUGAGUGAGGAAUGCUACUGGAGUCCUUUGUCCUACCCUCUGCCUGAGUUCAUGAGCAAGGAGGAGAAUUCCUUCAUCACCCAGAGCCUCCGGAAACCUCACCUCUAUGAGGGAGACAACCUCUACUGCCCGAAGGACAACAUAGAGGAGGCGCUCUUACUGCUGCUCAUCAGUGAGUCCAUGGCAACUCGGGACGUGGUACUGAGUCGGUCACCCGAGCAGGAGAAGGACCGGAAAGUGAGCCUGCAGAAUGCAUCAGCCAUCUAUGACCUCCUGAGCAUCACGCUGGGCAGGCGCGGCCAGUACGUCAUGCUUUCUGAGUGCCUAGAGCGAGCCAUGAAGUAUGCAUUUGGAGAAUUUCACCUCUGGUACCAAGUGGCCCUCUCCAUGGUAGCCUGUGGGAAGUCGGCCUACGCCGUGUCCCUGCUGCGUGAGUGCAUGAAGUUGCAGCCCUCGGAUCCCACGGUGCCCCUGAUGGCUGCCAAGGUCUGCAUCGGGUCCCUGCACUGGCUGGAAGAGGCGGAACACUUUGCCAUGGUGGUGAUCAGCCUUGGAGAGGAAGCAGGAGAGUUCCUGCCUAAAGCCUACCUGGCCCUGGGUCUCACCUACAGCCUGCAGGCCACUGAUGCCACCCUGAAGUCCAAGCAAGAUGAGUUGCACCGCAAGGCCCUGCAGACACUUGAGCGAGCCCAGGCACUGGCACCCGAUGACCCCCAGAUUAUCUUCUAUGUUGCCCUGCAGCUUGCCCUCGUCCGACAGAUCUCCAGCGCCAUGGAGCAUCUUCAGGAGGCCUUGACGGUGUGCAGAGAUGAUGCCAACGCCCUCCACUUGCUAGUACUGCUCUUCUCUGCCCAGAAGCAUUACCAGCAUGCCCUGGAUGUCAUCAACAUGGCCAUCACCGAGUACCCUGAGAAUUUCAACCUGAUGUUCACCAAGGUGAAGCUGGAGCAGGUGCUCAAAGGCCCAGAAGAAGCCCUCGUGACCUGCAGGCAAAUGCUGAGGCUGUGGCAGACCCUCUACAACUUCUCUCAGCUGGGAGGCCUGGAGAGGGAUGGCAGCUUUGAAGGCCUCACGGUGAAGAAACAGAAUGGCAUUCACCUGACUCUGCCGGAUGCCCAUGACGCAGAUUCCGGCUCUCGGCGGGCAUCAUCUAUCGCAGCCUCGAGGCUGGAGGAGGCCAUGUCGGAGCUGACCAUAACAACCUCAGUCCUGAAGCAGGGCCCCAUGCAGCUGUGGACCACACUGGAACAGAUCUGGCUCCAGGCUGCUGAGCUGUUCAUGGAGCAGAGACACCUCAAGGAAGCAGGUUUCUGCAUCCAGGAGGCUGCGGGCCUCUUCCCCACCUCUCACUCGGUGCUCUACAUGCGAGGCCGGCUGGCUGAGGUGAAGGGCAACUUGGAAGAGGCUAAGCAGCUGUACAAGGAAGCGCUCACCGUGAACCCGGACGGCGUGUGCAUCAUGCACAGCCUGGGUCUGAUGCUGAGUCAAUUGGGCCACAAGAGCCUGGCCCAGAAGGUGCUGCGGGAUGCUGUGGAGAGGCAGAGUACCUGCCAUGAAGCGUGGCAGAGCCUGGGUGAGGUGCUGCAGGACCAAGGCCAGAAUGAGGCUGCCGUCGACUGCUUUCUCACUGCCCUGGAGCUGGAGGCCAGCAGCCCUGUGCUCCCCUUCUCCAUCAUCCCCAGAGAGCUAUGAGCCUCCGCCGCCGCAGCUGCGGGCUGUCCCGUGCACGCUGCAGACACAAGCAGGGGCCAGGGAAGGACCCCUGCACUCAGGUGCGGGGCCUCAGGGAAUAGAUGACUAGUGAACAUUUCCACAGGCUGUGAAGCCAGUUCUGCACCCCACCCCCUGCAGGGCCAACUAGGCCUGAGAUCCCCUCUGAAGCUGGGUGGGCGAGAUUUGCAUCCAAAGCAAAUGCCUUGCUCCCUGGAGGCUGGCAUUGUGAUGUUGCUGGGCAGGGGGGCCCCUUUAGAUAAAAAGGUGUGUUUGGACCCAAGCUCCACCCUCAGCUUCCCCCCCCCCCCAUUUCCUGGUUUGGGAUGAACCAAUCUUGAGUUGGUGUACCCGUAGAAAUGAACCUGCCAGCUAGCUGCCCUCUGGCUGGGCCAGGCUUUUCCUGGCCUUUCUUGGUGCCUUGGGAGACAAACUGGCUUCAAUCUAAGUGACUCUACAGAGCUGUGGCAGGCUCGAGAACCUCCCAGUCUCAGGGCAGGGCAACCUUGAAGACUGUUCUUGGGCCCUGCCCAGGACAGCCACAGCGUGAGGUCUCAGACACAGGUUCCUAUAGACUGAAUUAGCACUGUUGAUGCCCGCUGUUGCCUCCGUGGGGAGAGGUUUCCAGAGAGCUUUCUCUGUGCCAUUAAGUGCCUUUGGGGCUCAUGACAGGCCAGGCCUCCUAAACACAGUCCCUAUGUCUUCCAUUUUUACCCACUCCCGUCUCCCUGGAAACAUGCCCCAGCCAGUAGGCUCCAUGGACCUCUAGGAUGGGCCUUGGGAUAUAAAACGGUUCUGGCCUAGCCAUUUCUAGUACCUUGAGUACACAUUCCUUCAAGGCUUUCCCUACAGUGCAGGUCCCACUCGGGUGAGUGAGAUCCAAGUGACGAUUUCUAGGACUCACCCCAAUACUCAUCAUCACCCACAGCCUGGUCUUCACCUUGGGCUUUGUCGAGUGACCCAAAGCCCCAGCUUGGCCCUGUAGGCUCCCUUGCCCAGAUCGCCACAGAAGCCGUGUUUGGAUGGGUGGAGGAGGAACCUGGCCUGCUCCCCCUGCUGUGCCCUGUGUUUUGCUUGCCAGGGUCCAGGCCGCUGGGCAGAUGCUCCUGGCUGGCUUGUCAACCUGCUACUCUGCUUCUGGAAUGUUCCCUUAGGAGACCAUCCCCCAAGGCCUGGCAGAGAGUUCCUUUCUGUCUGCCCCACACUCUCGUAUCUCCCUCAGGUUCACCUUGCUCUCAUUUUAAAAUGUUUAGGAAGGGGUUGAGAGCUGCCCGGUUUACCAUGGCUGGCCACAGCUUCCUUGGAUGGAGAAGACCACUGGAGCCUGGCUCCAUGCUAUACUGCCUUAGCCACAGCCCCGGGCCAGAGGGAGGACAUUCAAUCCUUGGUUUCUUGGUUGAAGGGUCUCUGUGUGUGUGUAUAUAUAUAAAUAUAGAUAGAUAUAUAUGCUAGAGAUCUAUAUUUUUAUGGAAUUCUGUUAGAAAGAGUGAAACAUAAGCAGAUACUAUUGGUAUAUCUUGAAGAGAUGGUCAGUCUUGGCAGUGGGAGAGACACCAAAUGCAUUCUGACUAAGAGUUCCCUCUCUGGAGGCCAUGGGGGACAGGGCCCAGUACCUGACAGUGACCUUGGAAAUUGAAUAAAAGACCCUUGACGGGGAAACAGGA
Messenger RNA from Peromyscus californicus insignis, 6324 nucleotides. RefSeq names its product tetratricopeptide repeat domain 7A (gene Ttc7a). The coding region runs from base 2573 to 4642 and encodes 689 amino acids. Gene Ontology annotation, molecular function: protein binding. The record is from RefSeq and is a predicted model, not a curated record. NCBI's taxonomy places the organism in Eukaryota, Metazoa, Chordata, Mammalia, Rodentia, Cricetidae. Gene Ontology annotation, cellular component: plasma membrane. Gene Ontology annotation, biological process: protein localization to plasma membrane; phosphatidylinositol phosphate biosynthetic process. The transcript has 16 exons.